UGUUUGUUUAUGUUCUGGUAACUUCGUUGACAGCCAACAUUCCGUCAGCGUUGUAUUUCGCUUAAAAUAAACCACAAAAUUAUAUUAUAAAUAAAGAAAAUUAGAGAUAAUUUUCAAUAAUUUUAAUUAAAAAAUCGCUAUUAAACAAAAUGAUGUACAGGUGAUAUUUGAAAUUUACCAACAAAUGGAAGCAUUUACCAGGACUCCAUUGUGAUGAAAAAUGUCUUGCUACGGAUCUGUGUAUAAUCGGACAAAACGAAAGUGUGAACAGUAUAUUGUGAUAUUCGAAUUUUAAAUUUUGCUAUUAGGAAAUUUAAACAAAAAUGGCGCAGACUCUUCGUAGAGCAGUAGAGGGCAGGUACCCCUCUUGCUAUUUACCCAAUCGAUUGAAAGAAAGGAAAGCCAAAGCUAAAGCUUUGAGAUUAGAGCAACGUAAACCAGACAAACCGGAAGAUUUUGUUUGCUAUUCAGACAGUGACAGUGAAGAGGAAACACCGACGCAACAACAUCAAAUUUUAUCAACGUCAUAUAAUUUUGUCGACUAUGUACGUUCAAGAGAAAUACUUGCUCCUGAGCCUCGAUCAGUCGACCCAUCGUAUGCAACCCGACACAUGCUCACACAUGAUAUGUUUCAUGAGACACCAGUCAACCUCGGUAACAUGAACAAGGUCUUCUGCUCACAAUGGCUAUCAGACAGACAAGUUGUAUUUGGCACCAAAUGUAACAAGUUAAUGGUGUAUGAUGUCCGCACUCGGUCCUUGGACGCCAUCCCCACACUGCGCCCGCGCGCCGCCUGGCCGCCGCCGGACCACCAGACCGGCAUACACGCGCUCCAGAUCAAUCCUUCCAGAACACUGCUAGCGACCGGUGCGAGGAAUUCUUGUGAAUUAGCCAUAUACAGCCUACCUACACUAGACCCGGUCUGCGUUGGAGAAGCUCAUAAAGAUUGGAUCCUGGACAUGUGCUGGUUGGACGACGAGUUCGUGGUGACGGGGUCGCGCGAUAAUAAGCUUGCACUGUGGCGCGCCCCGGCCGCCCCCCCGCCCCGCGCGCACCUGCACCACUACGUGCACCCCCACGCCGUGCGGGAGUGUCGGUCGGGUCUAAAAGUCCGAGCGCUGACGUUCAACGAGCGCUGGCGGGAGAUAGCGGCACUUACCCUCAACGGCUACAUACACGUGUUCAACGCGGAGACCUUCCGCCAGACGCUGUCCAGGAAGCUGCCCUCGUGCCAGGACUUGGUGUGUCUAGCCACCCAGCAAGAGAGCGGCAUGUACGCGAUCGGCUGCAAGUCGUACACGCUGCUGCUGGACUGCCGCACGCUGCAGUCCGUCAAGAAGGUCACCUCCCGGUACUCCGGCUGCGGGGUCCGCUCCGCCAGCUUCCGGGGGAACAUGCUCACCAUCGGGACCGGACUGGGUCUCCUGAUGUUCUACGACCUGCGCGCGGGUAAGUACCUGGAGAGCAGCAUCCACUCGUCCAAGACGGUGACGCUGAAGGCGUCCCGCGGCUACCUGUUCCCCGAGGAGGAGGCGGAGGGCGGCGUCAAGCACGUGCCCGCCAUCUACACGCACUGCUACGACUCCUCGGGCACCAGGGUGUUCACCGCGGGCGGGCCCCUACCGGCUCCCCUAGUCGGGAACUACGCAGCCAUAUGGCAGUAGCGAACCGAGCGAAGGCCUCAGAUUCACUUUACUUUACUUAUUCACUAGCGACCCGCCCUCGCUUCGCUUCGGAAACAUUAAAUUUUAUUAUUGAUAGCUGAGUCCCGCGAUGUUACCCGCGGUUAUUGUCGUACCGCGGGUGACGCCGCGGGCCGAAGGUAAUCUUAUAAAAAGUAAAAGCCUAGGCUACUCCUUAUAUUAUCAACUACCUAUCAGUGAAAGUCUCGUCAAAAUCGGUCCAGCCGUUCCAGAGAUUAGCGAGAACAAACAGACACAAAAAUUGUGAAAAAUGUUAUUUUGGUGUAUAUACCGUAUAUAUAUUCAUAUGCACGUAGUAAAAAACGGUUAUUUCAAUAUUACAAACAGACACUCCAAUUUAAUUUAUAUGUAUAGAUAAAGGCGUUUUUUUUAGUCUGUAAUUACUAGUAGUCGGAGUAUGUAGAUUGAUUUAAGGUCGUUGACAUUAAACGUAGAGGAUAAUAUGGAUAUGCCUUCAAAAUACCGAAACUUCAUAUUUAUUGUAAUAUUUGUUCCGGAAUUUUGAAAUUAACAUUAAUGUGUUUGAGGUGAAAGACGUAUUAAUAAUAUUAACCUACGCUAGCUAAUGGUGAAAGAAAUCAGUAUUUUAUUUUAUACAAAAACACUUAGAAUAGUUAUACGGUAUUUUGUCCCUUUCUGUUGAAUUAGAAAUGACGCUUGUCAGUAUGAGUCAAAACUUAGACAGGGCUUUUUGUUACUUUAUCUCAUAAAUAUAAAAAUUGUAUCCGAUGAGAAGUAAAAAAUAUGUUUUUCAAUUUAACAAAAUAAUCAUUAUGGAUAAAAUGGCAUGUCCAUAUUAUAAUAUCUUGACGCAAGUAUAUAAAAUCAAUCUACCUACUCCGACCACAGGUAAUUACAAUACAAAAACUUUGUGUGAAAUCUCAGUAAAUGACCAUCAUUUUACUGUGAUUAUAUUUCAUCCCAUAUCAUUUCAUCUCAUCUCAUUUAAUUUCACCCCAGUUGAUUAAUGUCUCAAAUUAAUCAUCUUCAUUUCAUUUACUUCACUCCAUAUUAUAAUUUUUCAUAAAAAUAAGAAUAUAAAUUUAAAUAAGACAUGACUUAAAUGUCUUAGUUACCAGGUCAUAAAAUCACUUAAAAAAAUUUCUAUAUGAAUCUUUUCUCAAUUAUGACGUAAUAUCGGCUGACGUAUGCAGAUGGCGUGCGAGUAAACACGUUGAGGUACCGUUACCAAGUGAAUCCCUCGUUAUUUUAUAUAAGUAGCGUCACGUGUCGCGGCUUACACUUAAACUCGUAAAGUUAUCUUGCUGCGGUCCUCGGGCUGCGUGAUCAGGCGUCCGGCUGUAUCGCCGACAACGCGCGACUGUUCGACUGUAUUUUAAAUUAAAAAUAUCUUCAGGUCGUUUAGUUAGACCCUCCUCCUCCUCGCGUCGUUUCCUCACUGCUGAGGGUCGUGACCAUUACAUUUCGACAGGAUUUUACUCGUUGUAAUGUCCCGCUAGCGCCAGUUUUUUUUUUCUACCUAUCUGAGUGCUAUUUCAGCGUAACCUUAACUAGUAGGUGAGCUCACGGGGCUCAAACCUGAUGACGUUGCUAACACGAACCCUAGCAAGAGCAGUGCUUCGCAGAAUCUACCACCGGAUCGGAAACGCGACCCACUGAGAAAAUCCGGUGAGAAACUGAGUGGGCUGUGUCUGAGGGUUCGUUUACUCGUCAAGCCCUUCGUCUCGCUCUUCGUCGCGAGCGACGGGUUCGACGAGAACGAUGACCGGAGCGGCUCCGAUCAUUGGCCACAUGAAGGGCGUCGUGGAAUGGGAUCUCUAGUGUGGUGCGGAUUUGUUCAAACCACCUUGUCGGACUGCGCCCGCGCGAUCUGAUUCCGUCGAUCUUCCCUGUCACGAAUAGUCUCUCUAAGCUAUCCGCUUAGCUAAGACCUCUAAACUAAAAUUUAGGUCAAUUAUUUAAUGAAAUUCUACCCUAUAAAAUGGCCGCUUCAUAAAAUGACAGAAGCAAUUGCGAUUCCAUAUUGUUAUGUUCAGUUUUAGAUAUCUCUAACUAAUAUACGGGAUAUAUGAAUUAGAGGCUAUGUUUAAAUGCCUAUUUCUGCCGUGAAGCAGUAAUGCGUUUCGGUUUUAAAGGGCGGGGUAGCCGUUGUAAUUAUACUGUGAUUUUAGAACUUAUAUCUCAAGGUCACUUAAGACCAGGUGGGCUGUGUGCUCGUCCACACAUCUAAGCAAUAAAAAAUAAAUUAAAAAAGUGUGGUUACAAAGUUUAUGUAAGAAAUAACAAGUUCGAGUUUCUGAUAUAUAAUUAAUUAUAACUUAUGAGACGGUAUGGACAUGUAAUGAGACGAAAUGACAAUGAGGUUGGUAGUGUGGAGAGUGCUAACUAUGAAUGUGGAAGGAUAUAGAGGAAGAGGUAGACCUAAGAAGAAAUGGAUGGAUCGUGUAAAAUACGUUAUGGGUAAGAGGGGAGUGAGCGACGAAAUGGUAUAUGAUGGAGGAGUAUGGGAGGAGAAAACAUGUUGAUCCCAGGUGACUGGGAGAAGGGCAGGAGAAUUUAUAAGCUACAUGUCAAAAAAAAUGUGUGGUUUUAUGAAAUCACGGUAAAAGUGAAACUUUUUUUCACAUUAUAGACAUUUAACUCUGACAAACAACAUUUACAUUAAACACUGACAAAAACAACCAAAAUAGCGUGGAGCACUGGCACAAAUGGGUGAUAGUCUAUACACUACACGGUCAGCUGCUGCGAACUAUAGGCGCCGCCAUAUUGGCCUUGGCUGCUCUGACGAGCGCCUUUCACUUUAUCCCUACUCCUCGGUCGACCGUCACGCGACAUGCAACACACAGACGAAAAAGUUUGAGACGAUGUAAUAAAAGUUACACUAUAAUAAACAUUAUAUUGUUUGCAAUUAUUUUACAUAAAGUACAUAAUAUUGUAAUAGGUUAUUAAUUGGAACGAAGUUCCUUAUCGCGCGUUGUGAAAGGGGGCUAGACGGAAAAAAUUCUUACGAAAAGCUGUCACGACACUUUUUAGAUCCGUCAUUCUGACCAAUCAACAUGUAGGCGCUUAUCGCGUGACAUUGCUCGUAUCCGAUUGGUCCGCGUAAUGAAUACAGUUUCUCGAGAUAGCGUUUCAACAAUAGUAAUUUAGUUCAUAGUAUUGUUUUUUUCUUCUUCAUAAUGCCGUAAAUUACAAUUCCUUCACUAAUUAAUCGAAAGGAACUUCGUUCCAUCCGGGUGUCCCUUGACACCUCUGAAGUUUUUUAUAAUUUAGAUAUUAUUUACAUUAACCCUUUGACUGGCAUGUAGGUCACCGGUGCCCUACGCGGCGCACUAAGUAACUAUGUCGUCUUCUGUUCAGCGAUUGUUCAACAUCAUUAGUUACGAUAUAAAAAAAGGUUAAUAAAUUAAAUAAAUUUGAUUGCAACCUCAACGAGAAUUUUCGCUCUCGACGCUUUGCAACGACCCUGUUAUAGGAGGCCUGUUAGAGUCGUCGUGGCCUAGCGGAUAAGACGUCCGGUGCAUUCGUUUUGAAGCGAUGCACCGGUGUUCGAAUCUCAGGCGGGUACCAAUUUUUCUAAUGAAAUACGUACUCAUAAAUAAAUGUUCACGGUUGACUUCCACAGUGAAGGAAUAACAUCGUGUAAAAAAAAUCAAACUCGCAAAAUUAUAAUUUGCGUAAUUACUGGUGGCAGGACCUCUUGUGAGUCCGCGCGGGUAGGUACCACCACCCUGCCUAUUUCUGCCGUGAAGUAGUAAUGCGUUUCGGUUCUAAGGGUGGGGUAGCCGUUUUAACUAUACUGAGACCUUAGAACUUAUAUCUCAAGGUGGGUGGCGCAUUUACGUUGUAGAUGUCUAUGGGCUCCAGUAACUACUUAACACCAGGUGGGCUCUGAGCUCGUCCACCCAUCUAAGCAAUAAAAAAUAAAACUAAAGCAAUAAUUUUCCAAUUUAUUAAAUUAAAUCGUCAAAUCGUGUGGCGUCUGACUAAUGUAUGAGAAGUCGGAACACUCGUCGCCUCGGUAUUAACCUAACGAACACAAACCGAAGAUUUCGUAUUUUGAUUGUGACAUAAUAUUGAAAAUACUGAUUGGACAUCCUUGUGCUUAGUGCUAGUCUCUUAACGUUCUCGAUAGCGUUAAAGUUAACUCAAAAUUUGUAUGGAGUUGGAACGUUUGCGUACGUUUGCCGCUAGGGGCGCUGUUCCAACUGCAUACAAAUUCGAGUUAACUUUUACGAUAUCGAGAACUUUAAAAAACUCGCACUAAGCACACCUGUAAUAAUAUCUCAUGACAUCAUCGGCUAAGUUAUAUUGGAAUAAAAAAAAACAUUAUAUAACCUAUCUAAUACUGAGCAGCAAGCAAACUAAAUGUAGCUAGAUUUUUUAAAUGGUAUAAGAAUAAAAAAAGCAAUACUAAAUUUAAUUUUUAUAUAAAUGUGAAAGGGUUCGCAUGAGUAUUUUUAAAUUAAAAUGUCUACCGUCUCGAGCACCGUCGUCGAUCGAGAUCUGUGUCCAAACCUUGGACGUCUGUAUAUUGAUUUUUUUCCCCUGCGUAUUCACUGGUAGCUUAAGAGGCUAUUCCAGCGGACGGGUAGUCAACCUGAGAGAAUUAGCUAACACUAGCCCUAGCGAGAGCAGUGCUUCGCAGAAUUUACCACUGGAUCGAAAUAACUACCCACUAAGGAGGACCGGCGAGACACCCAGUGGGCUGUGUCUAUGGGUUAGUUCGCUCGUCGAACUCUUCGUCGUAAUCGACGAGUAUAUUGAUGAUUAUGGACAUCAGCAAUGCCAAUACUACUUGCGAAAAAGUUGAUUGCGCGGCUGCCUUUCAAGCGAUUAAUAAAAAAGUACUUUUGUAGAUUUAAGUAAAUUAAAUACCACUACUUUUUUUUGUUUUUGUUUAUUAUUAUAAUAUACUGUAUAGUAUUGCGCACUAAAAUAGUAUGUACAAAGACGAACUUAACUCUUUAUAUUUUCGAUUUCUUCCAGUUAACUACUAUUCGAAAAAUAUAGAUUAUAGGAAGGAAAGUGUGCAAUAUAAAACAUUCUAUGGAUUUAAUUUAAAAAAAAUCCUGAAUUAGUUAUUGUAACAUAGUGAUGUCAACGGUUUCGUUACUAAAAUUGUCACUUAAAAUCUAAUUAUCCAGGUGCCUCAAAACUAUACUAGACUAAAUUGGUUAUAAUCUAGAAUGUGCUGGGUGACCAGCAAAUGUUUAAUUUACUUAAGAUAAAUUUAGAAAUAAUUUUAGUUAUAUUUAUAAACUUUGUCAAUAGCAAUUGUAAUUUUUGAACAGAAUUAACGUAACCAAACUUGGUGACGAAUAAAAGACUUGAAAUAAUAA
Molecule: messenger RNA, 7006 nt
Organism: Bombyx mori (domestic silkworm)
Lineage: Eukaryota; Metazoa; Arthropoda; Insecta; Lepidoptera; Bombycidae
Gene: DCAF12
Product: DDB1- and CUL4-associated factor 12 homolog
Exons: 9
Coding region: 324-1664 (446 amino acids)
Cellular component (GO): Cul4-RING E3 ubiquitin ligase complex
Molecular function (GO): protein binding
Source: RefSeq, a predicted model, not a curated record